CGAGGCCCCGCCAGCCGGCCGGGAACCGGUCCGCGGUGGCCCGGCGGGCGGCGCGGCAGCAGGUGCUGGGGUGCAGUAGCGGAUAGGGCGGGCGCGCGGCCAGGCCACUCCUGGGGCCCAGCCCUCAAGACCCAACUCCAGCCCAGGCCCAAACUAGUUGCGCCGGCGGCGGAGAGCCAGGCUACAGAGCCACUGGCCCGCCAUGCCGGCGGUCAAGAAGGAACUACCAGGCCGCGAAGACCUGGCCCUGGCUCUGGCCACCUUCCAUCCGACCCUGGCCGCACUACCGCUGCCGCCGCUCCCGGGCUACCUGACACCGCUGCCAGCUGCGGCCGCCCUGCCCCCGGCCGCCUCGCUCCCCGCCGCGACCGCCGGCUACGAGGCGCUGUUGGCUCCGUCACUUCGCUCCCCGCGCGCCUACCUGAGCCUGCACGAGGCCGCCCCGUACCUCCACCUGCCCCGGGACCCUCUGGCCCUCGAGCGCUUCUCGGCCACCGCGGCCCCAGCCCCGGAUUUCCAGCCACUGCUCGACAACGGCGAGCCGUGCAUCGAGGUGGAGUGCGGCGCCAACCGCGCGCUGCUUUACGUGCGCAAACUCUGCCAGGGCAGCAAAGGUCCGUCCAUCCGCCACCGCGGGGAGUGGCUCACACCCAACGAGUUCCAGUUCGUCAGCGGCCGAGAGACGGCCAAGGACUGGAAGCGCAGCAUCCGCCACAAAGGAAAAAGUCUGAAGACGCUUAUGUCCAAGGGGAUUCUGCAGGUGCACCCUCCGAUCUGCGACUGUCCGGGCUGUCGAAUAUCCUCCCCGGUGAACCGGGGGCGCCUGGCAGACAAGAGGACAGUUGCCCUGCCCACUCCACGGGUCCUGAAGAAGGAGUUGACCCCCAGCUUCUCAGCCAGUGAUGGUGACAGUGAUGGGAAUGGCCCAGCCUGUGGGCGGCGGCCAGGCUUGAAGCAGGAGGACGCCCCCCAUGUCCGUAUCAUGAAGAGAAGAGUCCACACCCACUGGGACGUGAACAUCUCCUUCCGAGAGACGUCCUGCAGCCAGGACAGUGACCUGCCCACCCUCAUAUCCAGUGUCCAUCGCAGCCGUCACCUCGUUAUGCCCGAGCAUCAGAGCCGCUGUGAAUUCCAGAGAAGUGGCGUGGAGAUCGGCCUGGGGGCUGCAGGUGACCUGUUGGGCAAGAGGCUAAGCCGCUCCCCCCACAUCAGCAGUGACUGCCCAUUGGAGAAGAAGGCGCGAAGCAAGUCGCCCCAAGAGACUCUGUUGCUGCCAGAACUCGGGCCCGGCAUGGCCCCUGAGGAUCAUUACCGCCGGCUUGUAUCUGCCCUGAGUGAGGCCGGCACCUUUGAGGACCCCCAGCGUCUCUACCACCUGGGCCUCCCCAGCCACGCUCGGUUUUUCUGGCUGGAGGGGAGUUCCGGGAAGAGAAAGGGCGCGCGGGCGCUCACCGCUUACUUCCUCGUCGUCCACAGGGAGCUGUCGCAGCCACCCCCUUUGUUGUCGCCCCAGAAUGCCCCUCACAUCGCCCUGGGCUCCCACCUCCGGCCUCCCUUUUUGGGGGUGCCCUCGGCCCUGUGCCACACCCCAGGUUACGGCUUCCUGCCCCCUGCCCAGGCGGAGAUGCUCGCCCGGCAGCAGGAACUCCUGCGGAAGCAGAACCUGGCCCGGCUGGAGAUGUCGGCAGAGCUGCUGCGUCAGAAGGAGCUGGAGAGCGCGCACCGGCCGCAGCUGCUAGCGCCCGAAGCCGCCCUGCGCCCGGCCGACGGCGCGGAGGAGGCGCAGCGGCGCGGGGCCAUGCUGGUGCUGAGACACAGCUCCGCGCCGCUGCUGGCCCUGCCCCCCCAGGGACCCCCGGGCCCCAGCACGCCCACCCCUCCCCGGGAGCCUGUCCGUCGAGGCCCUCGUAAGGGGGGACCCAGCCCUGCCUCAGCCCACUCCAGUGAGUCCAAGGAGACCACGGGGGCUGGGCUCUGGGCACAAGAUGGCUCUGAGGAUGAGCACCCAAAGGACUCAGAAGGAGAGGACCCUGAGAUGGUCGCUGCCGGGGGCCUGGGCCCCACGCUAGGCCAAGCCCCAACUGGACGGGCCAGCCCUGAGGGGAAGGGGCUUCUCUCAGGGUCCAUGCUGCCCCCUCCACUGCCCUUGGGCUUACCCUACGCUGUCAGCCCCUACUUCCACACAGGCACCACGGGGGGACUCUUCGUGGAUGGGGAGGAGGCCACAGCCCCUGAGGACCUCAGCAAGUGGACGGUGGACGAUGUCUGCAGCUUUGUGGGGGGCCUGUCUGGCUGUGGAGAAUAUGCACCGGUCUUCAGAGAACAGGGGAUCGACGGGGAGACCUUGCCCCUGCUGACUGAGGAGCACCUCCUGUCCACCAUGGGGUUGAAGCUUGGGCCUGCUCUCAAGAUCCGGGCCCAGGUGGCCAAGCGCCUGGGCAGAGUCUUCUACAUGGCCAGCUUCCCUGUGGCUUUGCCACUACAGCCACCAACACUGCGGGCCCCAGAGCGGGAGCUUGCCUCUGGGGAGCAGGCCCUGUCCCCAGCACUGGCCCCUUCCCCCUAUGGUGGGGGGCACCCCCCUGCCGGGAGAGCUUCACCCAAGCAAGAGAACGGAACCGUGGCUCUACUCCCAGGACCUGCCGACCCCUCCCAGCCUCUGUGCUGAACUGGAGGCUGAACCACCCUGACCCCUAAGCCCUUCAGUGCCAGCGGCUCUGAUACAAAGGACCCACCCCCACAGCUUAUCUUCCUUUUGGUUUUGGAUGCAAAAACACAGAUUUUUUUUAAAAGGAGAACGUUGACUUCAGAGCAAGUUUCUGAAACUCUGGGAGUAAAGCCAGGUGCAGACAGCCUGGGGACUCAAACCUGAGCCCAGGCACAGGGACUCUGUGUCCUGGGUACCUGCAGACAAACCAAAGACUGACAAAGGAGGCAGAGAAGGCACAUCAUGCCAUACUGGCCCUGGCCAUGCUUGCUGGCUCCCUCUGGAACUGGGACGGCUUUCUGCGAGGUUUUCAGGAUCCUGCCCUUGGGUGAAAGGUCAGGGCAGAGACCCACUCUGGAUCAGCGUCCCUCAUGGGGCUGAUGUUUCCAACCUGGCACUGCGGUGCACACGGUGCUGGUCUCCCUCCCCACAGCCACCGCUCCAAGGACCUGCACAGGGCUCGGUACUUGCUGGUCUUUCAUGUUGUAAAAAUAAAGCCCAGUCCACCAUCAACUGCUCUCCCCCCACUGCACGGUCCCUGGCCUUGGGGUUCAGCGCUGGCCAAGAAGACACAAGCCCAGCUGCCUGGUGAGGUGGGAACGCUGCACGGCAGUCCCCGCAGGCCCCCCAGGCUGGCAGCCCUCAGUCCUCCUCAGAGAGCUGUAGGUCCUGCAACUCAUCCUCUGGUCCCUGGGCCAGCCGCCACAGCUCCCCGAGGUCCAGCCCCACCUCUGUGUCUGGGCCUCCAUCUGCAGGGAGAGACCGAGGCUACAUAAAUUCUGCUUUAUCAGGAAGAAGCCAGCCUUGGAGAUUACUCAUCACUAAUUAAUCACAGCCCUAAUUAAUUUAUUGGUGCCGCUGUUACUGGCUGCCAGAGCGAGCAGGAACAGAGCAGCUGCUCUGGCAUCCCCAAGGAGGCGUGUGGGCCCAAGAAAGCCAUCUUCCCGCCCAACAGCCCCCGCCCACCCAGCCACCGACACCCAUGACAGCCUUGGGCUCCUGAACAGAUCGGCUCAAAGGGCCACAGCCCCACCCUCACUCCCAGGAACCACUUACCCUUGGAAUUGCUGAUUUCCUCCUGGCUGCUGAGGCUGCCAUCUUCCUCCUCUUUUUCCUCCUCUACCCUCUGCCAAGCUCUUAGGGACCCAGGCAUCCCUGGGGACCAAGCAAAAGAGCCCAUGGGAGUGGGCCCACCAGCAAAUACAUACUCGGGACAGCUAAUGUAAGAGUGUGGGCCAGGCUCACAACCCCACACCCACCCACCCUCCCCUCAGGCCCUCUCUGUACAGGUGGAUUCAGAAGUGCCCAGCAAGUAGCAGGGGUGAGGGAAGAAGAUCACGGGACACGUGCUCCAAUUCCAGGAGGCCCGCACCUCAGCACAAGCAGAGUGGUGGGAGAAGGGGCACAGCAAGCAUGAGCAGCAAGGUGGAAGCAGGCAGCCUCUUCUGAGUCCGUGAGGUGCCUCAGGAAGCUCCCGGGGCCCACCUGCCCCUUCCCCGCACGGAGCUCAGGCUGAGCGCAGGUGCCUACCUCUCGCUGAGAAGUCCAUGGCACUAUCUUCAUCACUGUCCAGAUCAAAGAGGUCCUUAAAUUCCA
Suricata suricatta (meerkat) is the source of this 4303-nucleotide messenger RNA. RefSeq names its product sterile alpha motif domain containing 11 (gene SAMD11). The record is from RefSeq and is a predicted model, not a curated record. Gene Ontology annotation, molecular function: RNA polymerase II cis-regulatory region sequence-specific DNA binding; protein binding; DNA-binding transcription activator activity, RNA polymerase II-specific. The coding region runs from base 203 to 2668 and encodes 821 amino acids. Gene Ontology annotation, biological process: positive regulation of transcription by RNA polymerase II. The transcript has 14 exons. NCBI's taxonomy places the organism in Eukaryota, Metazoa, Chordata, Mammalia, Carnivora, Herpestidae.